AUGCAGCAUCCUGCAUUUGUCAGCCUCCCAAUCAAGUGGGUGAGAGGACAUCCCCUUGUGGUAAACCGUCUGACACUAAUUUUUUUAGCUUUUCUCCUUCUGAUUUUAUUUCUAUCGUUCUAUUCGAUCCGGCUGAAGCCUCUUAUCUAUCCCGAUGCGCAACAGGUUUUAAGUGUCCAACGUGCGCACCCCGACCGUUCAGUGUCAAUGUCGAUGGCUUACAGAAUGGUUAAGUGGUGGUCUACCGGACGUCGGCGGUCCGGCAUUAAUCCGCUAGUGGUACUAGCCGUCGCACUAGCCUGCCUUGCUGAGCACGCCCGUGUGUUUGCAGUAAGUCCUCUCCCUGACGAACGUGACUUUGUGCGGGCCUCCGGCUGGGAUGUGGUGGCUCCGAUCGCACCUGCCCGCGAUGUGGAUGGUACGUACUUCCUGCCGAACACUUCCAUCCCGACGCACUACGCCAUCUCGCUGCGCACCGACAUUCACAACGAUGUGCGAACGUUUAGUGCGACCACGCAGAUCCAUCUGACCGUGCUGCAGGAAACGGAAACGCUUGUGCUGCACGUGCAGGAGCUCGAGAUUAAGGAAGUGUCGCUGCAUCGGGUGUCUUUGACCGGUCCGAUUUUGGUCGAUAAGCCCACGUUCAAGGUGGACAUCGUGAAGGAGCACGUUACGUUCCGCACCUUUGCCACGUUCCUGCCCGGUGGCUACAUACUGACCGUCACGUACAGCGGCUCGAUGCGAAACUAUCAGAGCGGAUAUCUGGUGUCUCGCUACCGGGACGCUGACAACCAGUGGCGUUCCGUCGGCACGACCCACUUCCAGGCAACGCUCGCACGCCGUGUGUUCCCGUGCUACGAUGAGCCCGCGCUGAAGGCCACCUUCGAGCUGAAGAUUACGCAUCACCGUACGUACAGGGCGAUCGCCAAUAUGCCGCUGAACGGCACCGAGAUCGAUCCUACCGACCGGGAGUAUGUGACCAGCAGCUUCGAAAAAACGCCGCCCAUGUCUACCUACCUGUUGGCGUUUGCCGUGACGGAUUUUGUGACGGUUGGGACCAGCGCCCACAGUGUGGUCGUUCGCGAGAAUGCUAGGGACGAUGCAGCGUACGCCGCUACCGUUGGGGCCACCAUUCUCGAGCGGCUCGGAACGUACCUGGAGCUGCCGUACUACGAGCAGAUGCCGAAGAUGACGUCGAUCGCGGUGCCGGAUCGAGGCACCGGUGCCAUGGAGAACUGGGGUCUGGUGACGUACGGGGAACCGUCGCUAUUGUACAACCCGACCGUAAAUACCUAUCGCAAUCGUAAACGCGUCACGACCGUCAUUGCGCACGAGUACGCCCAUCAGUGGUUCGGCGAUCUGGUCAGCCCGAGCUGGUGGGACUACAUCUGGCUGAGCGAGGGCUUUGCCACGCUGUACGAGUUCUACGCGACACGGUUGGCCGAACCAGGCGACGAGUACUGGGAGCUGUUCAAUGGCGAAGUUGUGCAGCGCGCGUUUCUGCAGGAUGCGAACGAGCAGAUUCGUCCGAUGAACUGGAACACGGCCACACAGAGCGAAGUGUCCGCUCUGUUCGAUAUCAUCGCCUAUCAGAAAUCUGGCAGUGUGCUGAACAUGUUCCGCAAUGUUCUCGGCGAGACGGCUUGGCGCGCAGGACUCACGCAGUACCUCACCGAUCGGGGAUAUGAUGCGGCAACGGAAGAAAAUCUAGCGCUCCAUCUGCAGACUGCAGUUGCGGGGCAGGACAUUCUGCCGCCGACUGCCAACGUGCGGGAUCUGCUCGCCUCCUGGACCGAUGCACCCGGCUUCCCGGUGCUCAAUGUCCGUCGAUUGUAUCGUAACGGGUCGAUGAUCCUCUCGCAGGAACGGUUCCUCGAGCAGAGCGUGCUACCGACCACCCAUGUGUGGCACAUCCCGUACAACUACGCGUACGAGUCUUUGGCCACAUUCUACGAUCUCACAACCACCGGCUGGCUGUCGGCCCGUGCGGCCAAAAUAGAAACGUCCGUCCCCGAUGACGAGUGGGUCGUGUUUAACAAGCAGCAGACCGGAUACUACCGCGUGAACUACGAUCGCCGCAACUGGGAACUGCUGACCGAGGCACUGAUGGACAACCGGAACGCCAUCCACCGUCUGAACCGCGCCCAGCUCAUAGACGACGCGUUCAAUUUGGCGCGGGCCGAUCUGCUCGAUAUGGCGGUGGUGUUGCGCCUGAUGCGCUAUCUACGCACCGAACGCGACUACGCGCCCUGGCUUGCGGCGGACAAAGUGCUAACGUACCUGUACGACAAGCUACGCGCCACCGAACACGAACACGCGCUCUUGGUGUACGUGGACGAGCUUAUAUCGGAGGUGUACGCCACCGUGUCGGUGGACACUGUCGCCCCGGGCGAAACGACACUGUACAAGUACCUACGGCAGCUUAUUACGGGCUGGGCUUGCCGUAUCGGGUACCGGGACUGUCUGGAUCGGUCGCGGGAAGCCCUGAGGAAGGAGUUUGCCCCUGCCGAGCAAGAGCCCCCGAUCCCGAUACAUCCCGACGUGCGGGCCGUGGUGUACUGCUACGGUUUGCAGGAGGACGCCAACAACGAGUUCCAGCUCAUGUUCCAGCGCUUGAUGGCAUCGCGCAAUCAGGCCGAACGUACCGACCUGAUCGAUGCACUGGGCUGUUCGCAGAACGCGAACAACAUCAUAACGCUCCUCGGGACGAUCCUGUUUAGCGCGACGCCCGACUCAAACUUUGUGUACCUUUCGGACGAACGCAACCAACUGUUCCGGGCGAUCUACUCCGGUGGCAGGACACCGACGAUGGCGCUGAUGGAUGUGCUUCAGGAUGCCGUUUCCGCGUCGCAAAUAAUGGCGAUCGUCGGCGAGGGCACGAUCAACAAUGCGGUGAUGAACAUUGCCCAGCGCACCAACGGUCCCGUAGAAAUGGAACGUCUCGAAACGAUGCUGGCGGCAAUGGAAACCAUUCUGUCUCCGGCCACCCUUAAUGCGGCCCGGGAUGUGGCAAUGGCACGUCCGCAAUGGUUCACCACAGCGGAAGGAUUAAUCGUGGGCGAGUUCUUGGAGAGCUACAGCGUGUAGGUAGCCGGCAUGUCAGCAUCGAUUGGCCGUGUCUCGAUCGGCCUGUCAAUCACGUGAAGUCAGCGGGGCCCGCGGGUCGAUAAGAUUAGAUCUUAAUAAUAAAAGAAAACCAAACAAAGUGGUUGGUUUGUGUAGGCAAAUGA
Messenger RNA from Anopheles stephensi (Asian malaria mosquito), 3230 nucleotides. Its product is annotated as aminopeptidase N-like. Gene Ontology annotation, molecular function: peptide binding; metalloaminopeptidase activity; zinc ion binding. Gene Ontology annotation, biological process: proteolysis; peptide catabolic process. The record is from RefSeq and is a predicted model, not a curated record. Gene Ontology annotation, cellular component: cytoplasm. Bases 1 to 3087 code for a protein of 1028 amino acids. Lineage: Eukaryota; Metazoa; Arthropoda; Insecta; Diptera; Culicidae. The transcript is spliced from 6 exons.